AUGGAGACCGAACAAGCAAUAGAUCACGACGCGCCGUGGAAAGGCGGGCUUUUGGGGGCUGCUGCAAAGACCGCGGACUGCGUAAAGCCACACGACAGAGCGAUCCUAGCAGGCGGCACGAAGUGCGACGUUUCUAGUUCUCGAACCUGUGUCCCAGCGACAGUAGCGCCAAUGGGAGCAGCAGGAGAUGCUGCGGGGUCAGCAGAAGUAGCAACAGCAGCAGUACAGGGCAACAAGCAGCAGGAAGCACGGCCUGUAAAGCGGCUGCGAUGUCAGACCGGGGGAGAACAAGACAAAUCCCGCGGAGAUGAACUGUCACACGCUGACGCCAGUGGCCCGGCGGAAAAGCUGCCCUCUUCUACUAUCAGAGAAGCCCAUUCCAACAGCGCAUUCGUAGGGGCGCAGGAACAGCAGCAGGAAAACCAUCAGCAGCAGCAGAACCAGCAGCAGCAGCAGCAAGACCAGCAGCAGCAGCAGGACCACCAGCAGCAGCAGCUGGCGACACAAGAAGCACACGAAGGCAACGACAGUUUGCCUUCAGAAAAGGCCGCAGCGGAGUCAUUAGAUGCCGCAGCAUGCUCCUUAUCAACGUUUUCCUCCGCCUCAACAAGUGGCUUAGCCUCACGGGCUGCCUGCCCAGGCCCUUCCGAAGGGCAUACGGGAGGCUCUCACUUGGCCUCCUUGUUUGGGGCUACUGGCGAAAAAGGAAUUCACGUUGAGUUUCUCUUUUCGGAUCAGUCUUCAUGGGAGAAAAGUCUACAGAGGCGUUCAGGGCCCUCAGGCCCGGAGGCCCUCGGGGGUUUCCUAGAGGCUUCGAAUUUGCGGGGACCCCAAAGUGCACAGGACUUGAGAGGUCCUCCAGGGUCACCCCAGGGGGAACCUCAAAGAGUACAAUACCAAGAAGCUCCCAGACAGGUCAUCUUAGGCGUCUCCGAUGCAGAGGAAACAUCCGUAGCUGCGGGAGGCCCUCCUUUCCAAGGAGAUGGGAAUGCAGAUGGCUUGAACGCCACUGAAGGAGCAGCGCUUCUUGUGAGACUAGACGGAGGAGCAGAAGCGUCGGCGGCAGGUGCUGCUGAAGCAGCAGCAACAGGAGCGGCAGGAGAAGACACAAUUGCCUCUUCGUCAGAGACAGAAGUGCCUUUAGUACCUUGUGAACCUGCUAAUGAAGAAUGCGCGCCUUGCGUUCACACAAGGGCUGACGCGGAUGCCAACACCAGGCAGUUUAGUGAUGAUGGAACUUCGGCAGCAUCAGCAGCAGCUGCAGCAGCAACAGCAGGAGCAGCGCAUGCGGCAGCCGGGGCAACACCCGGGAGCGCAUGCGAAGAGGCGCAGUGCCUUCCAGCGUCUGUCUCGUCAUCGGCUAUUUCUCGAGUGCCUGCUGUUGCUGCUGCUGUAUACACUGAAGGCGAGGGAAACGAAAGCAGUGGCAGAAGCAGCAGCGCAGCGGAAGAUGCUACGAGUAGCGGAAAGGAUUCAUCUAGGUCGGGUUUAACUGGUGUAGAAAGCAGACCAGGUGACACAACGCGUAACAACACGGUGGCCAGCAGCAGCAGCAGCAGCGGAAACGGCGGCUCAGUGGUUGUGGCACAGGGGAGCUCAGAGACGGAUGUGAACGAAGUAAUAAACCUUAGUGACUCUGAAGCAACCGACUCAGGCAGAGAAGAAGCAGUUCCUGUUGUUGACGUAGAGUCCGAGGCUGCAUGCAUCGAGGGAGGGGAAGCCAGCAGCUCGGGGAGCAGCAGCGGCGCGGGAGGCCCAAGUUCUUCCUCCGUAAGGCCUCCCACGGGCCCACAGACAUCUGCAUCAUCAGAAGCAGUAACGCCUGAAGUGGCAGUAGUGCUGGACUCAGAUGAUGAUGAUGUUGUCGAGCUAAGAAGUCGCCAAGCAGCUCCGUUCGCCAUGUACCCGCCCCACAGCUACCUCAUGCGGAGCCCCCUAGGGCUGAGGCCUUACGGUGCCAGUGGGCUGUCGCUGCUUCCUUUUCAGAGGCAAAGACUCAGGGGCCUGGGAGGGGACGACUAUGACGAGGACGAAGAUGCAAGAAACAACGCAGCGCUUCCUAGAUGCCCAAUAUGCCUGAAGAAGUACAGACAGCAGCAGCAGCAGCAAGAAGGGUGCACUGAUGCCAAAGAAGACAAACCAACGCAAGGGCCAGGUGAUGGUCCUGACUGCCCUGCUACGGACUCUGGGCAGCGGUCAACAUCGGGAGCCUCAGACGUUGCUCCAGGACAAAGAAACGAAAGCGAUGAACAGCAGCAGCAACGUAACUUGUCGCGUCCCCCCCCUCCGCCUCCGCCGCCUCAAGCUGAUCCAGACGGAGAUCACGUGGUGGCGCUGCGGUGCGGGCACGUCUUCUGCAAGGCGUGCAUAUUGGUGGCGCUGCGCACAAGGCGGCAGUGUCCUAUUUGUCGAUUCGUUCUCAAAGGCAGCAGACCUUACCAACGGAUUUUCCUUUAA
Messenger RNA from Eimeria necatrix, 2457 nucleotides. RefSeq lists its product as hypothetical. The coding region runs from base 1 to 2457 and encodes 818 amino acids. The record is from RefSeq and is a predicted model, not a curated record. Gene Ontology annotation, cellular component: cytoplasm. The transcript has a single exon. NCBI's taxonomy places the organism in Eukaryota, Apicomplexa, Conoidasida, Eucoccidiorida, Eimeriidae. Gene Ontology annotation, biological process: protein ubiquitination. Gene Ontology annotation, molecular function: ubiquitin protein ligase activity.